CAGGGAGAUAUCUCAGCCUCAAUGACUGCUAUCACCUUACUGCCUGGGGAAAGCCAGCGGUGAACAUGCUUUCUCCAGGCCAUUUCUCAAGACAUUUACUGGGGGCGUUCUUAUUUAUUUCUGGACUGAUAUGUCAGCUUGGGGAGCCAUCGAAAUCCAGGCAGAGAAGGGACACACUCUAUGAUCAACCUCGGAUGUCCUCGGAAGAUGGAAACUUAAUAUUUUCAGUAAGCCAGGCAAAAUGUAUUGAAUUCAAGACUGACUCAUAUGGGAAAAUCAAAGUUAAUGAUGAUGACCUGUCUGAUCUGCUGAUUCAGAUACACAAAAACAGAGAAGAAAUUUCUCUAUUAAAAGCAAAUGUUAUUGGAUACAACCAGAGUGUUUCUAACCAGCUUGCUCAGCUCAGUACAAAGUUGUCUGAAAUUGAAAACAGAGUUCAAGUGUUGCAGGAGACUAUCAACCAAAAGUCGUGCAAUAGUGACCCAUGUCAUAAUUCAGGGAUGUGUCUGAACCUUCUGGGUUCCUUCUUUUGUUUGUGCCCCGAUAACUGGCAGGGUUCUGUCUGUGCUGAUGAUGUCAAUGAAUGUCAAAAGUAUGACGGGACUGCCCUGGAUUGUCAGAAUGGAGGUAUAUGUGAGAACACACCUGGAAGUUACAGCUGCACCUGCACUCCAGAGUGGUCCGGCCCACAGUGCACCUCCAAGUAUGAUGACUGCAAAGCAGGUUCUGAGGCGCUCUGUGUCCACGGAAUCUGUACAGAUUUAGACAGAGUCCAGAUAAAUCAGCCCAGGUACAGCUGCGUCUGUGAGACAGGAUGGACAUCACCUCCAGGAAGCGCUGACUGUACUGCUGAUAUAGAUGAAUGCUCCCUGCCUAACCCUCCCUGCUCCCAGAAUCCUCCAGUCCAGUGUUUUAACACUCCAGGAUCGUUCAAUUGUGGCCCCUGUCCUGCAGGUUGGCUCGGGAAUGGUUACAGCUGCCAAGAUAUCGAUGAGUGCCAAACUGACAAUGGUGGAUGUUCUGUGGCCCCACUGGUGAAAUGUAUGAAUACUAUGGGCUCCUAUCAUUGUGGCUCCUGUCCACCAGGUUAUGAAGGUGAUGGUAAGACGUGCAAUCAGAUCGACGCCUGCUCAGUGAAUAAUGGAGACUGUCAUCCACUAGCUUCAUGUGCUCCAGGCAAAGAGGGUCUUCUGCCAGUCUGUGUCUGUCCUCCUGGCUACACUGGAGAUGGAUAUGGGGCGAGUGGCUGCCAGUCUACUAGUGACAUCUGCCAAAAGCAAAAUCCUUGUGUUAAUGGAGAGUGCAAGCCUGGAAUCUCAGACUAUACCUGUGAGUGUCAUUCAGGAUGGAGUGGUGCCAACUGCUCAGAAGACACCAACGAGUGUUCCAGUAAUCCAUGUCAGAAUGGUGGGAUCUGCCUGGAUGGUCUUAAUAGUUACAUGUGUAACUGCACUAGUGGAUGGACCGGCUUCAAUUGUGAAACUCAGACACAAGCUUGUGGAGGUGUUUUAACUGGUUUAAAUGGGACAUUGAGCUACCCCAGCAAUCCAGGCAAUGAAUCCUAUGGUCACGAUAUGAGUUGUUCCUGGAUCAUAAAAACAGAAGCAGAUAAGAUUUUGCGCAUCUCUUUCCCUUAUUUUGACUUGGAGCAGAGUUCCCGAUGCAAUUUUGACUUCCUGCAGAUCCAUGAUGGAGACUCGGUGUCAGCCCUCAUGCUGGGAAAAUUCUGUGGUACCACAGCUCCUACUGAGCUCUUCAGCUCCCACAAUACUUUAUAUAUCUGGUUCAAAUCUGAUGACAAAUUUGUGGCUGGGGGAUUUCGGAUGAACUGGGAGUCUCGUCAACCAGAAUGUGGAGGUCAGCUGUCAGAUCCUCAUGGGUCCAUUUUUUCUCCUGGUUACCCGGGUAAUUAUCCUCCUAAUCGAGACUGCUACUGGACAAUUUCUACUGCCCCAGGACUUUAUAUCACAUUUGCCUUUGGAACACUAAGUCUAGAACAUCAUGCCACAUGUGAAAAUGAUUAUUUGGAGAUUCGAGAUGGCCUCCUGCCCCAAGAUACUCUCCUUGAUAAAUACUGUAGCACCCAGUCACCUGCCCCUCUCCAGACAUCCGGCCCAUAUGCCUGGGUUCAUUUCCAUUCUGACAGCGCACUAACAGACAGAGGAUUUCAAAUCAACUACGUAACGUCAUCCUCUGGAAAUCUCUGUGGAGGAAACUUCACAGAUGCUGAAGGUUUCAUCACUUCUCCAUCAUGGCCGGCUGCUUAUACAGGAGACAAGCAAUGUGUCUACAUUAUCACACAAGGAGUUGGUGACCAGAUCAAUCUCAGAUUUACCCAUCUGGAUUUACAGAGCAGUACUGGCUGUUCCCUGACAGUUAUAGAGAUUAGAGAUGGAGGCUCGCAGACGGCACCACUAAUUGGCAGAUACUGUAACAGCACAAUUCCUGCUGCCGUAACAUCAAGCUCAAAUACACUGUGGGUGAAAUUCAAGUCAGAUGCAUCAGCAUCGAGUUUCCGAGCGUUCUAUCAAGUUGGUUGUGGAGGUGCUAUGUCUAGUGCUGGAGUCAUUCGCACUCCAAACUACCCAAAUCCCUACCACCAAGAGAGAACCUGUGAAUGGAUCAUCACCCAGCCAGAUGGAGAAGUGGUUCUGUUUAGCUUUGACUCCUUUGACCUCUAUCCAGGCACACAGUGCAGCUCUAACUAUGUUGAGGUCAGAGAUGGACCAUCAUCAAAUGCUCCUUUAAUUGGAAAGUAUUGCGGCCCAGAAGUUCCUCCAUCGGCCUAUUCAACUCAGAGGAGUCUGUAUAUUAAGUUUGUGACUGAUGCUUCCACGACAAAUCAUGGAUUCUUAGCCUCAUACAGCUCUCUAGAUUUAAGUUGUGGAGGAACACUUACCACCCUUGAAGGUACAUUAUCAAGUCCCAGUCACCCUGCUGAGUACCCACAUGGUGUCCGCUGCAUAUGGCUCAUCUCAGUACCACCAGGAAAUCUGAUACAGUUAACAUUCACUACAUUCAACCUGGAACAGACAUUUGCCUGCCACGCGGAUUAUCUAGAGAUAUACGAUAAGGCAAUGAAUGCAACUGGAAACAAAAUUGGAAAAUACUGUGGAAGGUCCAUUCCUCCAUCAAUAACAAGCAGUGAUAACGGGAUGUCUCUGGUCUUUGUUAGUGACUCCGGAGUAGCCGUUGAAGGCUUUACGGCUAGUUAUGUGUCAAUCAACGCAUCUACAGUCUGUGAUAUGGCCUAUACAGAAGCAACGGGUGUAUUUACCUCACCAAACUAUCCUGCUAACUAUCCGACAAACAGGCAGUGUGUGUAUACGAUCACCACCAAAUUUAACAAGCAGAUCAUGCUUAACUUCACCGAUUUCAAGCUUGAAAAUCAUGCAGAUUGCACCAGAGACUAUGUGGAGAUCAGGGACGGCGGCUAUGAAAUAUCUCCGUUACUGGGUCGGUUUUGCAGUGGCCCCCCUCCACUAAUUAUAUCUCAUAGUAAUAAACUUUGGAUAAAGUUUCGAAGUGACUCGUCUUUCCCAUAUAAAGGAUUCUCUGCUCACUGGGACACGGCAACCACAGGUUGUGGUGCGACCCUAACAGCAUUGUCUGGUGCAUUCUCAUCUCCUAAUUAUCCCAUGCCAUACUACGAGAAUUCUGAGUGUUAUUGGCUCCUGAGUGCCUCCCGGGGAAAUCAAAUUGAGAUUCAAUUUGAAACCUUUCAUCUGGAGUCACACGACAAUUGUAUCCGUGACUAUCUAGCUGUCUACAAUGGCAAUAGCAGCAAUUCAGCUUUACUAAAGAAGCUCUGCGGUCCAGAACUGCCUCCUCCAAUACGCUCCACUGCUAGUGACGUGUAUGUAAAGCUACGGACAGACAACACUAUGUCAUAUAGUGGAUUCUUGGCUACCUAUAAGCAGACUUGCCAGGGAGUCUUGAUUAGUAACCGUAAUAGUGGCAUUCUGGAGAGUCUAAACUAUCCAAAUACAUAUCCUUCCGACCAACGCUGCAACUGGACAAUACAGACCACAAUGGGGAAUACCAUCAGCUACAUGUUCACAACCUUUCAGCUGGAGUCCUUUAACUGCCAAUAUGAUUAUAUGAAGCUCUAUGAUGGCCCCAACGAGCAGGCCAGACUCAUUGGAACCUACUGCGGAACAAGCCUUCCACCAGGGGGCACCACUAAUGGUACAAGCCUUCACGUUGUCUUCCAUUCAGAUGGAUACAGUGGACACCAAGGCUUUCAACUGAUGUGGAAUGUCAACGGAUGUGGCGGAGAUCUGUCUGGUCCAACUGGCUCCUUCAGCAGCCCUGGAUAUCCCAUGAAGUAUCCGAAUAACAAAGAGUGUAUCUGGCAUGUCAACACCUCUCCGGGGAGCAGCAUCCAGAUCACUAUACUGGAGUUCAGUAUUGAGAACCACAUUGCAUGUAACUAUGAUGUGCUGGAGAUAUAUGGAGGCCAUGACUUGUCCUCCCCAAGACUGGCUCAACUGUGUGCCCCUCGAAGUCCAGAAAACCCCCUGCAAGUGUCCAGCACAGGCAAUGUGGCCACUAUCCGCUUUAAGACUGACUCUACUGGAAAUGGCAAAGGUUUUAAUGCGACAUGGCAUGAAAUUCCUGAAGGCUGUGGUGGAGUAGUCCAAGCCCCAAAUGGGGAGAUCCAUUCUCCGAAUUACCCAAGACCCUAUGGCGACCACACAGAAUGUUCCUGGCUGAUAAGAGUUGACCCUGGACACCGAGUCUUACUCAACUUUACCGACUUUGAAAUAGAAAGCCAUGACUCGUGUAGCCUUGACAAUGUCACCGUGUAUGAUGGUGAAUCCAGUGAUGCGCCGGUUCUGAAAGCUUUGUGUGGUUUUCAAAUUCCCAGUCCAGUUACCUCUUCUCAGAACACCAUGUUUGUCCUCCUCAGGUCUGACUAUAGUAACCACCACAGAGGAUUUAGUGCGCGAUUUAGUGAAGCAUUUGGAAGUUCUAUUGUGACCGACUCCAUUGGUGGAGUUAUUUCCUCACCAUUAUAUCCCGCCAACUACCCAAACAAUCAAAACUGUUCAUGGAUUAUACAAGCCUCGGAACCUUUUAACCAUGUCACUGUGUCUUUUACGGACUUUCAAACUGAAGGCAGAAAUCUUAAUUGUACAGAAGAUUUUGUAGAGAUUUUAGAUGGGAACAAUUAUGGUUCACCGUCCAAAGGACGUUACUGUGGUCAGGUAAUCCCUCACCCUGUUACAUCGUUCAGCAAUGCCCUUGUGAUCAAAUUUGUCUCCAAUAGUUACUCAACAUAUAAAGGAUUCCGUGCUACCUACUCCGCAUCAACCUCAGCCUGUGGAGGUGACUUACACAUGGAGAACGGCGCCUUCAACAGCCCUUCUUAUCCAGAAAACUAUGCAGAAAACUUGGAGUGCAUUUGGAACAUUAUCAGUGCUCCUGGCAACCGUCUCGCACUGUCUUUCAUGUCAUUCUCUCUGCAGUCCAGUGAAAACUGUUCAAAGGAUUAUUUGGAAAUCAGGGAAGGUGAUGCCGGAGGCGCAUAUCUGGGGAGAUUUUGCGGAGCCAAUCUGCCCAAUAAUGUAACUUCUAUUGUCGGACACAUACUCUGGGUAAAGUUUGUGUCUGAUGCGUCAGUAAGUGGAUCGGGCUUCAGGCUCUCCUUUUCCCAUAUGUUUGGGAACAAUCUAGACGGCACCAAUGGACAAAUUGCAUCUCCUCUUUGGCCCAGACAAUAUCCUCAUCACUCCAAUUACAUCUGGAAAAUUAAUGUGCAAUCAGGACAAAUUAUUGAGAUUAGAGUCCUGCAAAUAGAUAUCGAAGACCAAGCAACCUGCUCCUAUGACAGAUUACGGGUAUACGAUGGUCCUGACGUUCACUAUCACAUCAUUGGCACAUACUGUGGAGUCACUUCACCGCCCUCCCUGUUCUCCUCCGGCAGUUCAGUGACUGUUCAGUUCACAAGUGACAACAGUAUAAGUAGAACGGGCUUUCUAUUGGAGUGGACCGCUGUCUACAUGUCUCCUGAUCCCUUACCCACCAUAGCUCCAGGUGCAUGUGGUGGGGUUCUAAGAACUGGAGACACACCAUUAUUUUUGUUCUCUCCCGGCUGGCCCAAUAAUUACCUUUCAAGACUGGAGUGUACCUGGGUGAUCAGAUCCCCGGAGUCCACAGUAGAACUGAACAUCCUGACCCUGGACAUUGAAACACACAGCUCAUGCGGUUAUGACAAGCUGGUCAUCAGAGACGGAGAUAACGGCCUUGCUCCUGAACUUGCAACCAUCUGUGGAAAAGAGCCUCCGGGACCAAUCCGCUCAUCUGGUGAUGCAAUGUUCCUGCAUUUCUCCGCUAAUGGAAUGACAACUGGCAAAGGUUUUAAUGCAUCUUAUCAUAAAAGCUGUGGAGGAUACUUGCAUGCAAACAGAGGACUGAUAACAUCACCAAAUUACCCAGAAAAUUAUCCUGCUAAUCAGAACUGUACCUGGCAUGUGUUAGUAACCCCCGGCUUUACCAUCGUCGUCCAUUUUGAUCCAAGUUUUGAAAUAGAGAACAGCGAUACUUCCUGCAACAAUGGGGACUAUAUUCAACUAAGGAAUGGUCCUGAUGGGUCGUCGCCCCCUCUGGGGACCGCUGCCGGGAACGGGAUGUUGUGUGGCAGGGAAGCUCCAUCCAGUUUGCACACUACAGACAAUGAAAUGCUUGUCCGAUUCAUCUCUGAUAGCAGAAAUGAGGCCAAGGGGUUUAAACUUCAAUUCGAUGCCAAAGGCUUGGCAUGUGGAGGGAUCAUCUAUGUGACGGAUUCCAAUCCAAGUGGCUCUAUUAUGUCACCCAAUUAUCCCAACAAUUAUCCUCCUAACAUAGAAUGUGUGUGGAUAAUCAUCGUGCCAAACGCAGAAGCCGUGCAGCUGGACUUCCAAGAACAAUUCUAUAUUGAACCCUCUGACAACUGCAACUCUAGUUAUCUGGAGAUAAGAGACGGUGCAGAUUCCAGUCAAAGGCUCCUGGCAAAAUUAUGUGGAAACACUUUGCCGAUCACCUACAAAUCACUGGGAAUUGCCAUGUACCUGAGACUCAGAACCGACAGCGGUACCCCACGGGCUGGGUUCAAAGCCAAAUAUUCUAUUGCCUCAUGCGGUGGAACUGUUUUUGGUCAGAGUGGUAUUAUUCAGAGCCCGGGUUACCCAUCAAAGAAUUACACAGAGUCCUCUUUGUGCGAAUGGUUCUUCAAUGGCCCUACAGGACAUUAUCUGACCAUUACAUUCACGGCCCUUGAUCUUCAAGACUCAGCAAACUGUUUAAAUGACUACAUUGAAAUCCGUGAAUACAAUGCAUCUGGGAAAUUGCUGGGUACAUUUUGUGGAAAUACACAGCCUCUGGCCGUGAGGACAUCGGAUAGUUUUGCUUAUGUAAAAUUUGUAAGCGACGGUUCUGUGAAUGCCAAAGGAUUCCGACUGCAAUAUGAAGCCAGUAUUGAAGAAUGUGGAGGAGAAAUUGAUGGAAGCACCGGGGCUCUGAGCUCUCCUAAUUACCCCAACCUGUACCCACAUGAUCGUGUUUGUGAUUGGAGAAUAAGGGUACCAGAAGGGAGGCGGGUCACUCUGACAAUUCAUGACCUACGGCUGCAGGACCAACAGAACUGUGACUAUGAUUAUGUGGCUGUAUACAAUGGUUACCGGACCCAGUCACCUCUCUUGGACAAGCUUUGUGGCAAUGUUGCUCCAGAUACAGUUAUCAGAUCUUCUGGGAACACCAUGAGAGUUAUAUUUGUUACCGAUGGGUCUGUUUCCAAUGGAGGUUUCAAGGCAACGUUCACUUCAAUGGAAGAUGCAGUCUGCGGAGGAUCACUAAUGAAACCUGUUGGAGGUAACUUUACAUCUCCUGGAUACAAUCGUGUCACAAAUUACACCAAGAACCUAAACUGCGAGUGGGUCAUUCAGAACCCCAAUGUCUAUAACUCCACUACGUACAUGGAGUUUAAAAGAUUGCAACUGGAACCACACCCAAAUUGCCUGAACGACUUUGUGGAGAUCCGAUUAGAUGAUGCAGAUGGGGAGUUAAUAAGCAGAGUGUGUGGUAGGAACAUCCCGUCAGUCCCUCUCGCUCUCUCUGCACCUCGGAUAUGGGUACGAUUUGUUAGUAACGCUCAGGUGGAAGACAUCGGAUUUCAUGCUGAAUAUUCAUUUACAGGUUGCGGUGGGGUACAGAGUGGUGUAGCUGGGGUUAUAUAUAGUCCAAACUAUCCUGGAAACUACACAGCUGGAAGCCACUGUGCCUGGCACUUGGAGGCCCCAGAAGGAGAAAUUAUUACUCUUUCUUUUGCUUAUUUUGAUCUGGAAUAUCACGUGGUAUGCCGCUGGGACUCAUUGACAAUAGUGAACGGUGCCUUGCCAAGCUCACCGAUUAUAGGACAAUAUUGUGGGACUGUGUCACCAGGGACAAUCCAGUCCGGGUCUAAUAAACUGUUGGUCAUUUUCAAUGCAGACCAUUCCAUACAUGGAGGAGGAUUUUAUGCUAACUGGACAUCAGAUUCUCAGGGAUGUGGUGGCUAUAUUCAUGCAGAUAGUGGAAACAUCAAAUCUCCAGGCUGGCCUUUAAACUUCCCUAUGAAUAGCAGAUGCACCUGGACAAUCCUGACUCAUGAGAGCAGCCAUCUUAAACUGACAUUCAGUGAGAACUUCCAUAUUCCUGACAGCAGUGGACAAUGUCAGAGAAGCUUCUUAAAGGUUUGGAGUGGUGCUGCAGAGACUGAAGAGUACCUGUUAUUAUCAGCCUGUGGGGAUUCUGCUCCGGCUCCUGUGGUCUCUCCGGGAAGUAUUGUUAAAAUAAUUUUCCAGUCACAAGAUGAUCCUGCAAGUGGCUUCUCGGCCAGUUUCACAAGCAGAUGUGGUGGUAACUUCACCAAUCCGAGUGGUCGAAUUGUAUCUCCCAACUAUCCGGACAGAUAUGCCAACAAUUUGAAUUGCAACUAUAUCAUCCAGGCUGAUAAUAACAUGUUUAUUGUCUUGACCUUCCUCAGCUUUGAAGUCGAACUUGGCCAAUCCUGCAGAAAGGACAAUGUUAAAGUGCUUAGCGGAGUGCCCCCUACAGGUAGCCAUCUGCAAACACUCUGCGGCAGCUCACUUCCUGCACCAGUCAGCAGCAGAGGGACAAUGUCGGUUACAUUCAUAACUGAUUCGGAUACUGCCAUGCAUGGGUUUGUGGCAAGCUACCGGGUGAUCCCUUGCGGAGGAACAUAUAACGGCACUUACGGAGUUAUAAGAAGCCCGACACAUUCCUCCACUGAUUACCACAGUAAUAUGAAUUGCACCUACCACAUCACCGUACAGGAGAACAGGGUUAUCGAGUUGGGGUUUAAUAGUUUUGACUUAGAGGCUUCCUCAAGCUGCCGAUAUGAUUAUGUUGCUGUCUAUGAUGGUUCGGACAUCUACGCUCCUCUGCUAGGCAGAUUCUGUGGGAAAACCCUGCCUCCAAUAAUAAAGAGCCAAAACAAUAAUUUGUUCCUGGUGUUCCAUACCGAUUUUGUCGGAACUGCUGGAGGAUGGAGAGCCUCAUUUAGACAGACACUUGGACCUCAGCAUGGAUGUGGUGGUUAUCUGACUAAUACCACCGGCCAUUUCAGAUCUCCGGACUCCAGUAAUGAUGGGAGAUACGACAAGAACCUGAACUGUGUUUGGACUAUUGCAGCUUCUGUAAACAAACAGAUAAAGCUGACAUUUACUGGGUUUAUACUGGAAUCAGCGGUCAUGAGGGAAUGCACAUAUGACUAUGUCAAGAUCUUUGAUGGCGGUAGCACAAACAGCAACCUACAAGGUACAUUCUGUGGCAAUAACACUCCUGCAAACUUCACUACUACCAGCAACUUCCUGACAGUCUGGUUUUUCAGCGAUUCAUCAGUGGAACGGGCAGGAUUCAAUGCCACAUAUGAGAUUACUGAUUUACUAUGUGGAGGCAUCCAUAACGCAACAUCUGCCGUAACAACGAUGACAUCCCCAGAAUCCUAUCCACCAUUCACAUCGUGUGUCUGGACGAUUGAUUCCCUGCCACAAGAGAGCGUAAAGCUGACAAUUCAGAACUUUAACCUCCCUCCUGGUCUGGACUGUUCUGAGAAUUAUCUGGAGCUCUCGGACUUACCUGUGGGUGACUUUGGACAAGUCCAAAAAUUCUGCGCCAAUGAAACUAUUAAAAUACCCGACUUUUACUCCUACGGACGUACAGCUACCAUUACAUUUAAGUCGCAAGAAUACACGCCUGGCAGUAGACUCACCUUUACCUAUCAAGUGGCAAACUGCAGCCGAGAAUAUCAUCAGUCAUUUGGAUAUUUGAAAAGUCCAGGUUGGCCGGAGAAUUAUCCAAAUAGCAAAGAAUGUACAACAAUCCUCCGCGCUCCGGACAGCCAUUACAUAUCUCUCUUCUUCAGUGCCUUCCAUCUUGAAUCAUCAUACUCUAGCUGUACUGACUACCUUGAAGUGAGGAAUGGCAGCUUUUCCAACUCCUCGUUGAUUGGCACCUUUUGUGGGAAUAGUCUUCCUAAUCCAAUAUUUCCUAAAAAUAAUGUCCUGCACCUCCUGUUUAAAUCAGACGCUUACAUAUCUUAUAAGGGAUAUGAAAUUACUUGGACGUCAUCUCCAUCUGGUUGUGGGGGAACUCUGUUCGGAGAUCACGGCUCGUUUACCAGUCCUGAUUAUCCUGGCACCUACAGUAACAACACCGACUGUGAAUGGACAAUUGUGGCUCCCAUGAGAAGAGAAAUACGAAUAAACCUUGAAGAAUUCAGCAUUGAUGACCCCGGAGACUGUGCCAAUAAUUAUCUCAAAUUUUACAACGGACCUUCCUCUAACUCCCCAUUAAUUAGGACAUUCUGUGGUGUGGAUGGAAAUAUCGCUCCAUUCAAUACCACGUCUCAUCAGGUGUUUGUUAAAUUUCAUGCAGACUCUGUCACACUGCCGUCAUAUUUUAGAGUCAUUUGGAGCUCUUGAGUCAAAGAAAGCUUUUUACAAUCAUUCCCACAAUUCAAGACCGUUAUCUGACUAUUCUGCGCAGAUCACAUUCCAUAUCUAAUAGUUCAUGUAAUUGUAUAUAUGUGCCUACUGAUACAUUUCUAUUUUACAAUAAAGAUUCUAUCACAAAAUAAAAUUAAA
Messenger RNA from Rana temporaria (common frog), 11126 nucleotides. RefSeq names its product cubilin (gene CUBN). The coding region runs from base 66 to 10964 and encodes 3632 amino acids. NCBI's taxonomy places the organism in Eukaryota, Metazoa, Chordata, Amphibia, Anura, Ranidae. The transcript is spliced from 67 exons. The record is from RefSeq and is a predicted model, not a curated record. Gene Ontology annotation, molecular function: calcium ion binding.